This is a messenger RNA of Miniopterus natalensis, 432 nucleotides long. Its product is annotated as cystatin-8. Gene Ontology annotation, molecular function: cysteine-type endopeptidase inhibitor activity. The record is from RefSeq and is a predicted model, not a curated record. Gene Ontology annotation, cellular component: extracellular region; cytoplasm; cell surface. Lineage: Eukaryota; Metazoa; Chordata; Mammalia; Chiroptera; Miniopteridae.
AUGACAAGACUCUGGGGGUCCUGCCUGUUCCUGCUCACCCUUUUGGUGGCCCUGGUCGCCAGCACAAACUCAGGCAGGGAUAAUAAGGUCCCGGUGCUAAGGGAAUUAAAACUUAUCAGUGCCUCGAAUUCCAAUGUGAAGCAGUGUCUGUGGCAUGCCAUGCAAGAGUACAAUAAACAGAGUGAAGACAAAUACAUCUUCAAGGCGGUCAAGAUAGUGCAAGUCCAGCUGCAGGUCACAGACCGUUUGGAAUACUUUAUGGUUGUCAAAAUUGCCCGCAGCGAUUGCAGAAAACUUGCAAAAAAUUCUGAAAACUGUGUCGUUCAAGGAAACAGCAAACUGAAAAAGGAGAUAACAUGCAACUUUAUAGUUGGAGCGCUGCCCUGGAACGGCGAAUUCACCGUGAUGAAGAUGCAGUGUGCAGAUACCUAG